Didymodactylos carnosus is the source of this 3141-nucleotide messenger RNA. NCBI's taxonomy places the organism in Eukaryota, Metazoa, Rotifera, Eurotatoria, Philodinida, Philodinidae. The record is from the annotation of a GenBank genome assembly.
AUGCUAUUUCCAAUGGAUCGUUUAUUAUUAUUGCAUUGUAAUGAAUCGUUUCAUGGCAAUGAUUCACGUCAAAAACAAUUUCAAGAAUAUUAUAAUACACUAGGAAAUAUUAAACGUAUCACGGAAUUAUGGGCACAAACACAAAAUAAAUGGAUAUUUCUCAGAAGUGCAUUAGCCAAUUUAACAAUUAAUGAGAAUGAUCGACAAAUGAAACAAUUGCAAAUAAAUUUUCUCGAUAUGGAUGAAAAUUUUAGACAUUUUCAAAAAAUGGUUUUUCAAAGUCCUUCUGUAGCCGCAUUAGCUAAAGUUGAAAAUAACAGACAAAAUUUUGAAAAAUGGUUAGCCAUUGCGUGUGAUUUAGUUUAUCAAUUGGAAUUUUAUCUUGUUGAGCAAUAUCGUCAACAAUUUGGUCGCUUUUAUUUUCUCACAAAUUCUAAUUUAAUUGAUUUGAUUGCAUGUGGUCAAGAUCCUCGACUGUACGUGCCUUAUGUUAGACAAUUGUUCAAUGGAAUUCAAAAUAUGGAAUUUUAUCUACCUGAAGAAGCAAUUAGUGGUGGACAAAUCAAUUCGGCAACAAUGGAUGUUUAUGCUUAUCGUUUGGAAGCAUCAUCUGUCUCAAAUAAUCAUGAUGAAAAAUUACAAUUAUAUCAACAUUUAAAACUCAUUUCACCACCUGUCAGCUCAGACACAGUUCAAAGUAGUCAGUUGAUAAGUAGUCACAGUCUAUGUGCAUGGUUUCAAUCAUUAGAACAAUUAACAAAAAUAUCACUAGCAAAACAAUUUCGACAAUUAUUAGUAGAAAAAUUACAAAAACGAUCCGAUUUAAUAUUAAAAACCCGAUAUAAAAUAGAAUCAAAACAAAAAACGACAGAACUCUCUUCUACUGAUCAAUAUUCAAUACAAAUUGUUAAUCUGGUAGAAAAUGUUAUUUUUAGUAUUGAAUUAGCAAGUAUAAUGAAACAAAAAAAUAUAAAAAUAUUAAUGAAAUCAUUAAGAAAAUCCAUUGAAAAUUCAAUUAAAGAACGAAGUCCAAUACUUCAACUAAAUAAAAAUGUAAAAGAUUAUUACCAAAAUAUGGCAUUUAUCAUGCAAAAACUUUAUAAUCGUGAUAUUAUUAUGAUGCAAUAUGUGAAUAAAAUACCCUAUGAUUUUGAAUAUCUCGAUUUAUCAACAAAUUUUGUUAUUUCACCAGUAGUAGAGCGUACAAUGUUUCAUUUAAUUCAGUCAAUGCAGUCAUAUCAAAUUGGUGUAUUACAAUCUGAACCACAAAUUGGACGAACAUCUACCGUACACGUAUUAGCUCAAAUGUGUGGUAUUAAUUGUACAAAUUUUUAUUGUAAUGAAUUAAGUCAAAUUGAUCAAAUAAAAUAUUUUUUCUAUGGAAUAUUAAAAUCAACCAAUUGGAUAUUAUUAGAAAAUAUGCAAAGAUUAACUUAUGAAUGUUUAUCAAUAUUAGCCAUACAAAUUAAACAUCUUAAAUCUCUAUUUGAGAAUAAUAAUCCGAUAAUAAAUAUUAAUUCUCAUGAAAAACGUUAUCGACGUCAAUCACAAUCUGAUUCUACUAUUGAUAAAACAAAAUCAUUUAAUAAAUAUCAUUCAUUUGAUUUACCUCUAUCAAAAUAUGAUAUAACAACAGAUUCACAAUUAAAUCAAUUUUAUGAGCGAACAUAUGCUAAUGGUCAUUUAUCGAUAAAUCGUGAAAUUAUUAAAAUACCAUUAACAAUUGGAAUAUUUGCAACAUCCUACUAUACACCGUUAACAUCAAAUAUCAAGUUUGAAUGUCGAACAAUUUCCAUAACAUUACCCGAUACUCAACAUCUUAUUGAAACAUUAUUAUAUUCAAAUGGAUUAUUUGAUAUUAAUCAAACAAAUGAAUGUAAAAAAUUGGCAACAAAUUUAACAGCCACUAUUGAUUAUAUUCAAUUAUUAUUUGAUAAAAUUAAAAAUCAUUAUUCACCAUUUAUUUUAUUGAAAGAAAUAAUUAGUCAAACAAUAAUUUUAUUAUCAAAAAAUACAAAUUCAAUUGAUCAAAAUUUAUUUCAAGCUAUUAUUCAUACAAUGAAACAUUAUGAUUAUAUAUCGUCUAUGAAUGAUUUUCUAAUAAUUAAAGAUGUUAUAAAUAAAUUUUUAAAAUCAUCAUCUACUCAAACUUAUACGAAACAAGAUAUAAUUGAGGAAUUUAUAACAAAUCUUCAACAGCAAGCAAUUGAUGAUAAAAUUAAUUGUGAUGAUAAAAUGUUAAAUGAUGCAUCAAUAUUAAUGUCAUCAUUAAAAUAUUCAAAUUUAAUUUUUCUAACAGGUCAAGCUGGUUCAGGCAAGAGUACACUUUUAAGAUUAGUUGAACGAACAGUAAAUAAAAUAUUAGCAUCACAAAACGUUGAAAAUGCUUCUUCUUCUCAAUCAUCAUCUGCAGUGGAUAAUACUUCAUCAUCAAUGACACCUCAGGUUACAACAAUGAAAAUUUAUCCAAAUUCCUAUGCACGCAACGAAUUAUUUGGUAUUGAUAAUACAAUUAGUAAUCAAUUAUUAUAUAACUGGACCAAAUCAAAUUUAACAAAACAAUCAUCAAAUGAGCGAAUAGAUGAUACUAAUGAUAAUAACUUACAACAAAAAUGGUUAAUACUUGAUGUAAAUUCUCGUGAAAAUAAUUGGUUUACAUCGGAUAUGAUUAAUUCUCUCUAUGAUUCAAUAACAACGAAUAGGAGCAUAGAAAAUCUUAAAAUUCUCGUCGAAUCUGAUACACUCUUAAAUGAUUCUCCAUCAAUAAUUGGAAGAGCAUUUAUUCUUCAUUGUGAACCGGUAAAUUAUCAAGUAAUAAUUCAAGCUACAAUAAAUGAUAUACAAGCAAAAUUUCAUUUACAACAAAAUAAAAUAUCGUUUGUCAAUGAAUUUAUUGAUCAAAUUAUUGAACCCUAUUUAUUGUACAUUCAAAAAAAUCAGAUUUAUGAUUAUUCAGAUUGUCGACAAUAUUCAGCCAUUACUCUCGUACAAUCGUUUAAUACAAUUUUAUAUGCCUUUAUUGAUGAACAUUUAGUUGAAAUUCAACAACAAAAUGAUGAUACAACGAAAAUAAAUGGACUACAACAUGUGUUUGCUUACAGUUUUAUAUGGUCAUUUGUUCAAACGAUUCAUACACGGUAA